AUGGAGACAGAUUAUGAAGGUGGUAUGCCAAAUUGCACUUAUCGUUAUCCAUUUCCACCCGAGAAAGAUACCAUCUCAGCGUAUGCACUUCUGAUUGAUGGUCCGUGUACAUGUUUAGCCGCAUUGUUGUCCAUGAUCGGAGCCCGAUACGCAAUUAAAUUCCUGUGCCGUGCGGGUCUCAACAAAGAACUUACUGCAGCGUUGUUCGCCUUGUGUGCAAUCGAUUCCCUUCUCCUGCUCACCGUCUUCCUCUUCUAUGGAAUCGAGGCAAUGUCGGUGUUGUUCUUUCGGACAAAUAUAAUGUACGAUAAACAAGACUUUACCUAUAAUUUACAUGGAAUCGCGAGCUCGUUGACCACCGCCUCGGUUUACAGCACUGGUUAUCUACAUCACUUUCCUCCGGUUCAUGGUUGUUGUACGACCUCUCCGAUUUGCACGAGUAUGGCAUCAAACCAUAGAAGAACUGGAAGUAAGGCAGUCAGAAAAGGAUCAGCAGCACAGCUCGAAGAUUCGGUAACCACUAACACAACAUUCUCCCGCGGCACAUUCAAUAGUUCAUCGAUCAAGAGACACUAUAAUUUGCGCGAAAUGAUUCGUCCUUUCUAUACACCUUUUUUGUUCAUUCUGCUCAGCUUCUCAGUGAACAUUCCAAUCUUCUUCGAGUUCACAACCACUAAAUGUUUCGAUGUUGAACAUAAUGCCGAGGCGACAAACCCAGAAGCAACAGUUUUCCGAUCAUCAUUUGCAAAAUACAAGGCUGUUCUUAUGACGCUAACCCAAACCAUCGGCCCGGUGUCUAUCAUUUUGGUUCUCUCAAUUCUGACAGAAUACAAAGUUCAUAUGAGCUUAAAGGCAAGAAGAAAGUUGUUUGAGAGUCAACAAAGAAGUCGUUCCGUGGUUCUAAGCGAGGAAUUAAAAGAGCGUGUUUCUAGAACUGUAGCCGUUUUCAUCGCUGUGAAAUUUCUCAUCUUCAGGACCAUGCCAAUCUUUUUUGACGUCUAUGAAAAUCUAUAUGGAAUCGACGGAUGGGGUACUGUAAUGAGCAUAAUGGUGAGAGUAUCUGACUUUGGAAUCGUCUUGAACACUGCUACAAACUCAUUGGCCUACUUUGGAAAGAAACGAUGGAUCGAAAAACGUCUUCGUCUUCGUUUAAUGAAGAAAGAGGAGAAACGGAAUGCAAAAGCUACACUUUCGGUUCAUGGAGGAAACUCUCUGAAUGCGUCAAUGAAGAAGUUAACGCCUUCAAAACUCGGACUUCCGCAUCCAUUGUCAGCAGAGAAGACUCCUCUAAAUUCUAAAAACAUUUACCCUGAGAUGGUUUGA
Caenorhabditis briggsae is the source of this 1323-nucleotide messenger RNA. The record is from RefSeq and is a predicted model, not a curated record. NCBI's taxonomy places the organism in Eukaryota, Metazoa, Nematoda, Chromadorea, Rhabditida, Rhabditidae. The transcript is spliced from 8 exons. The coding region runs from base 1 to 1323 and encodes 440 amino acids.